AUGACUACGGAUUCGCUUGCGUAUCAUCCGACUGAGUCUCUGAUCCUCCCGACCAAGCGCCGCUUCUUCCCUUUCAAAAUCCCCAACUUCCACCAGCAACUUCGCAACUAUAUUAGCACCUCCGACCCGGACAGGAUCUACGUUGUAGUGGAGCGAGUCGUGUACUCGAUUCACGUCUCAUCGCAGAAACGGGAGACUAUUGCCGUUAUCCCUUUCGAGCCCAAAUGUCUUGCUGCUGGUUACGGCUGGAUUGGAGUAGGGGGCGGAGAGAACGGUGAAUGCGCCUUUAUCAGGCUAUCUUCCGAUCGGAGUGCGCGCGUCCGUGCCGAUACCCCGGCCUUCCAGCCCUCGGACGUGGACAGUGCUCUGCCAAUCGAACUUGAACCUCCCGCGAGAAUCUCACCUCCUUGGUUGCCUGGCGAUGAACCUGGACCAGCUCGCCACGGUGGGAGAAGGCAGGCUCCAGAAGUGCAGUUGCACAAAUUUGGGGGCACCAUCGUCAACUCAGUGACCAUCCACCGAUUACCUGGGGAUGGUAAAGAGUUAGCGGAGGAAGAUAUAGCGGUUCUCAGUAACAAUGAUAAGACCGUUACCGUCUACUCUUUGGCCCGGUCAAAAGUUCUCAAAGUGAUCCCCCAUCCAACAUGCAUGAAUUAUGCGGUCGUGUCACCCGACUCUACUCUUCUUGCCGCGGUUGGUGACGAAACACGUGCAUAUUUUUAUAGGGUUAUCCGCAACCUUGAUGCUGUGACUGUGACGGAUGAUGGUGACAAAGUUUGUGGGUGGGAUUGGGUGGACCUUCGCUGUAUAGAGAUGGAUAUAGGCACACGCUUCGACGACGGAUGCUGUUUCACCAUCGCUUUUUCUCAAUUUAGUCGAUUAUGUGCGAUCGGAUCGCAAUCUGGAGUCAUCACCGUCUUCGAUGUGAGGUCCAUCCGUGACAUCAUCCACCAGCCUGACGACAACACGGUAAUUUGCCGUUUCAACUCGUCAAGGCCUUGCUGCAAUGGUGGCGCUGUGCGCUGUAUGGCAUUUGCGCCUGAGCCCUGGGACCUCCUAGUGUGGCUUGAAGACAAAGGGCGGGCUGGAAUUGCCGAUGUUCGUCAGGCUUUUAUUCGCAGACAGGUUCUUGAAUUGGAUAUGAACGAACCCGACAUGCAGGAAGUCCGUACAGAGCCAUUGUUGGAUGACUUGAUAUUUGAACUCGAUAGUCGGGUUUCUCCAGACACACGCCAUGAAUUCGAUGUGGCACAACGAGCAUUCCUUGACUCGUUCGAGGGGUCAACUUAUAACCAAGGCACGACAGGUUCGGACAAUUCACCAUUGAGUGAGAGCCUGAUACAGGACCUCACGGAAAGAGAGAGGCUGAUAGUUGAAUUCUUGAACACAGCACGCUGGACGUCGAGGAUGGAAGAUGGACUUGCAGAACGGCGAGCUAGAGCUAAUGCUCAUCCACACCCUGCAGUUCGCCCACGGUUUCACGGCCUCACAGAUGAGGCCAGUCGAGCCUCCCGUUAUACUUCGCCUCCACGUCAUGGAGAUGAAGGUCGUGACUCGCAUCGGGAGGAGUCGCAAACAGAAGCUGGUGACCGUAGACAACAUGCGAGGCGCCAAGGCUCUAUUCUGCUGACUCCAGGAAAUAAUGAGACGAGUAGUCGGACGCCAGAAACGGGGCUGGCAAACAUUGAUCCGCAACCCAGCAUUACACUCAGCUGGACCGCAUCACCCUCGGAUAUGUACCCCAAUGUUUUGGAAAACCCCCCACACGUUGCAGAUUCGAGCUCAAGUGAUCCCAGUAGUUCUGGAAACGAACUAGGACCUGCGACUCGACCGCAAGGGACGACGAAUCGCCCCUCCGCCAACUUUGACUAUUCUAAUACCACCGCGGACUUACGGCCCGAGAGGCAGGAUAGUACACCCGAGGCCCUCCACGAUACAUCGCGGCUCUCGAGUACCGAAUUGAGAGCCAGUGUGGCAGUGGAACGCCUUCGAAGGCAGCGACAGAAUCUGACUGAACUACACAGCCGGCAUAGUCAACGUGAGCAGCGGUAUCGGCAGCAACCGUGGGGUUUGGAACAGACUCGAUCUCCUCGAUGGAUUCGGAAUGUAUUGAACGAACUCCCCGAUCGUAGCUUGGGGGUGGGUCGGGAUCAGGACCCAGGUAGCACAGCCGGAAUUGGCUGGGGUACUGAUGGGAGAACAUUGUAUAUCGCAACCGUGGACGGGAUUUUCGAAUACCAGGUCGAUGUAACGGACAGGAAGACGUUCCCCGUCAUCAACUACCGUUAG
Molecule: messenger RNA, 2289 nt
Organism: Aspergillus sclerotioniger CBS 115572
Lineage: Eukaryota; Fungi; Ascomycota; Eurotiomycetes; Eurotiales; Aspergillaceae
Exons: 6
Coding region: 1-2289 (762 amino acids)
Molecular function (GO): protein binding
Source: RefSeq, a predicted model, not a curated record